This is a messenger RNA of Lachancea thermotolerans CBS 6340, 1722 nucleotides long. It is a transcript of the gene SSN3, whose product is annotated as cyclin-dependent serine/threonine protein kinase SSN3. Lineage: Eukaryota; Fungi; Ascomycota; Saccharomycetes; Saccharomycetales; Saccharomycetaceae. Gene Ontology annotation, molecular function: ATP binding; RNA polymerase II CTD heptapeptide repeat kinase activity; cyclin-dependent protein serine/threonine kinase activity. The record is from RefSeq and is a predicted model, not a curated record. Gene Ontology annotation, cellular component: nucleus; mediator complex. The transcript has a single exon. The coding region runs from base 1 to 1722 and encodes 573 amino acids. Gene Ontology annotation, biological process: protein phosphorylation.
AUGUACGGCAUCCAAAAUAAGCCGCCAAACGACUACCCCAUCCCAAUCCAGCAGCAGAGCUCGCAGAAUAUAUGGCAGCAGCAAAUGGUGGAUAACAAGGGAAGCACCUCAGCUAGUGGCAAGCCGCUACUGAUGGCCAACAAUAAUGUCUUUUCAAUCGGACCCUACAAGAGGCGCAAGGAUGCGAAUAGGGUGUCUGUAGUUGAAAAAUACGAGAUAAUUGGUUAUAUCGCCGCCGGUACUUACGGCAAGGUUUACAAAGCUAAGAGGAAGCUUCAAAAUCCGAGUAGCUCAACAACAUCACUUGUCGGAAGUGAAGUUGCGAAUACUACCUCGAACAAUCCCAUAAGUGACCACAAUAUCCUUGACACUAACUCUAUCAAUAAAACCACUCGAGUUCAAGAUGCCUCCUCUGGCUUACCACAAGCAUCAAGCAUCGAUUUCAGUAAAUCUGAGGCCAAAUCAAGCCAUACCUUGCCUGGAGGUCAAGAACCUCAAGCAGGAGGUGUACCCGACGGGUCUAUGAUGGUUUCGUCCAAUGAUAAUUUGCCUACCUUAUUUGCAAUAAAGAAGUUCAAAACUGAAAGAGAAGGCGUUGAACAGCUCCAUUAUACAGGGAUAUCUCAAAGUGCUUGCAGAGAAAUGUCUUUGUGUCGAGAACUACGGAAUAAACAUCUCACCAGUCUUGUUGAGAUUUUCUUGGAGAACAAAAGCAUUUACAUGGUCUCUGAGUUUGCAGAACAUGAUCUCCUACAGAUCAUUCAUUUCCAUUCGCAUCCUGAAAAAAGACUAAUACCCCCAAGGAUGCUCAAGUCAAUUGUGUGGCAAAUCCUCGAUGGCGUAUCGUACUUGCACCAAAACUGGAUCCUGCAUAGGGACCUGAAGCCUGCGAAUAUCAUGGUGACAGUAGAUGGUUGCGUGAAAAUUGGGGAUUUGGGCCUCGCGAGAAAAUUCCACAACAUGGUUCAGACGCUGUACACCGGCGACAAGGUAGUCGUCACAAUCUGGUAUAGGGCCCCAGAACUUUUGCUAGGCGCCCGUCAUUAUACGCCAGCAAUCGACCUAUGGGCUGUUGGGUGCAUAUUCGCCGAACUAAUUGGGCUGCGACCAAUAUUUAAAGGCGAAGAAGCUAAGAUGGAUUCAAAGAAAAGUGUUCCAUUUCAAGCCAAUCAAUUGCAAAGAAUUUUAGAAGUCUUAGGCUCGCCAAAUGAAAAGACAUGGCCCAACAUUUUUAAAUAUUCAGAAUAUGAGCAGCUGUCAAAAUUUCCACGUUAUCGAGAUAACUUACCUGUUUGGUAUCACUCUGCAGGAGGAAGAAAUAAAGAGGCACUUGAUCUCUUGUAUCAGUUACUGCGGUAUGACCCCGUCACGAGAAUUGAUGCAGUGGAUGCGCUGGAACAUCCAUUCUUCACCAAUGAAGAUCCCACUGUUUGUGAAAAUGUUUUUGAGGGUCUCAACUAUCAAUAUCCACCAAGGCGCAUUCAUACUAACGAUAAUGAUAUUAUGAACAUCGCAAACAAUAAGGCAAAGAAUACUGCAGUCCAUGCUCAGGUGAUGGCUUCCAAUAACCCUAACAAUUCCAACCUUGGAGGAUUGGGGGUCAAUCGUAGAAUUUUGGCGGCUGCGGCGGCAGCAGCAGCAGCAGUGUCUGGAAACAACUCUUCAAUGCGCCCAGGUGCGGCGUCAAGCUCAAACGGCCCAGCGAGGAAAAAAAGAGGAUGA